AUGAGCUCUCCAAAAGCUCAGCUAUCCUCUAAAGACUUGGCCAAGGGCUUCGGGACUCUGUCUGUCGCUGCCGCCACGACACCAACGGUCAUCUCCACAUUCUUCUCGCAUAUCUUCGCUCGUCGAAGACGGAAAAAGGAUUCCAAAAAGUCCAUAGCGGCUGGUGGACCAGGUGGAGGACCAGAAAACCAACUGAGCUAUGAAGAGGGUCUCAAAGUCGUCAGGAGGUUCUUGGAAUUCGCAAGUCGUCAUGGCGUCGACGAGGUCCAAAGCUUCACGGCUAUGCCUGUCCCGGUCCCUCACUGGGUUCGACGCAAAGUAGUCACUAUCCCAGAAGCCACUCUUAUCAAAGCGGGAGACAUCUUAGCAGAACAUCUAUCAAGCUAUGGGACCGAUGGAAGAUCUGGCGGGGGUUUGAAGAUCGUCGGAGGCUCGCGAUGGUGGAGGAUACGUGGUCGAGAGCUAGAAGGCGAAUGGAUAGAGAUGCAAAAAGAUUAUCUCUUACGGCAUGCAAAGCAAGGGACAUCUAGUCCCGCUUCGCAGUCUGGUGGUGUACAUUCUGCUGGGUCCAGUGUCCCGCCAAGUCCGGGGACUAAAAGUCACGACCACCACUAUCACAUGCCGAGGCGGUCUGCGACGCUAGGGAGUGUCAGGGAUAAUGCGGGUGGUGAAGUGCUGGGCGAUAGGGUCAUCCUCUACAUUCACGGUGGAGCGUUUUUCUUUUCGUCCUUGGACACACAUAGAUAUCAGAUCCAACGACAUGCUAGAAAAGCAGGUGCCAGAGCUUUUGCGCCCUCUUACCGGCUCGCCCCUCAAUAUCCAUUCCCAUGCGGACUUAUGGACGCUCUAGCCUCGUACCUAUACUUGCUCGACCCUCCGCCUGGCACUCAUGGCCCGAUCCUGCCCUCUUCCAUAAUUUUCAUGGGGGACUCGGCCGGCGCUGGGCUGGUCAUUUCGCUCUUGAUCGUCAUUCGGGAGAUGGGUCUACCGAUGCCAGCCGGUGCCAGUCUCGUCAGCCCAUGGGUUGACUUGACACACAGUAUGCCAAGUAUCAACGGAGCUGAUGAAGGAGACUAUAUUCCCUCGUAUGGUUUCCAUUACAGGCCUGGAGUUGCUUGGCCGCCCCUUCCUGGGGGUGGCGUCAAGGUCACAAGUGCCGAUGGUGAAGAGAUAAACCUGGACGACCAAAUUCAGAUGUAUUGCCCGAACAAUCUUCUCACACAUCCUCUCGUCUCCCCGGUGAAUGCUGGUUCGUUGGGAGGCCUUUGUCCCCUGCUCAUCGUCGGAGGCGGCGGAGAGCUGCUGCGAGACGAGAUCACGUAUCUCGCUUACAAGGCGUCUGCUCCUACCACAUAUCAACCGUCAUCAAGACUACUGACCCAGUACCCUGAUCAAGCUGCCCAAGUCAGCAAAUAUCCUCCGACCAAGGUACAUUUGCAGAUCUACGAAGGAUGCUGUCACGUUGUCACCACCUUGAGCUGGACGCGAAGCUCGAAGUAUAUGUACAGGGCUUGUGCGAACUUCAACAUCUGGGCAUACAAAGCUGCGGCAAAGGCUGUCGAGCGACACUUGCGGCAUGAGAGAUCGCAUUCUAAGCUCAAGCACGACGCCGCACCGGGAAAGACGCAUGAAGAGGGCUUGCCGCGAGCGUCCAUAGAAUCCUCGACCUCUCAGACGCCAUCGUCAACAGCCCCGCCUAGCCGAGUCCCCUCCGUUCUGGACAUGACAAGACCACUCAUCACCCCUACAUCGGCUAGGCUCGCCAAUGCGGACGAGAUUGAGGCGGCUGACCUUGAAUCAGAGGCCUCUACAUCUGACACAUCAGAGUCGGACAGUGCUGCGGGAGACACGGAUGACCAGAGUACUCCAACUGGAGUAGUCACCGUCAGAGGCACGGAGCCCCUCUUCGGCCAAGGCAAUAAUAUCGUUGCGGAACGCGUAUCGACCCACGGCAAUAUCCGGCCGUUCGAAGCUGUCGAAGCGAUCCCUGCUCUGCACCCAGAUUUGAGAGAACAGAUUGGUCAAAUUCAUGCCGACGGAGCCGUUCAGAGAUGGUUGGCUAAACGGCGCGAAUGGGAUGAAAAGUACUCGUCUCAAUUGGCACGUUGGAGAAAGAUCAAGGAAGAGGACAACGCGGCGGGCUUGCAAAAUGGGUUCUUAACAGGAGAUUUGCAGGAUGAGAAUCCACCUUUAUGCGCGCUCGUUCGAUGGUCAGAUGGGACGUUGGCAAGGAGAGCAGGCAGAUCAGUAGAUGAAUUCGGAACGAAGGAGAACAAGGCGAUUGGCAUGUGGACCAGGAUAUCUUCCAAGGCGGACGAGGAGCACGCUGGUGGAGAGAAUAUGGAGGAGAUUCGACAGACUGUGGCGGAAGAAUUGCACGCUGAGGGCCUAGCUCAACCACUUGCUCAUCCUAUAGAAACGACAGGGUCACAACACUGA
Kockovaella imperatae is the source of this 2439-nucleotide messenger RNA. RefSeq names its product Alpha/Beta hydrolase protein. Lineage: Eukaryota; Fungi; Basidiomycota; Tremellomycetes; Tremellales; Cuniculitremaceae. Bases 1 to 2439 code for a protein of 812 amino acids. The record is from RefSeq and is a predicted model, not a curated record. Gene Ontology annotation, molecular function: hydrolase activity. The transcript has 10 exons.